UCAUAAAACCGAUAUGUCUGACGUGCCAGAUCUUAGUAGCGACGAGGAACACUCCGAGGAGGAAGAAUGGCAGGAAAUGGAGACAAGUAACACAACUGUAACUUGCCUGUUUUGUGCAAACAUUUUUAACACUGUUGAAGAAGCGGUAGCGCACUGUGAAUCGGUACACAACUUUUCUUUGAACAUUAUGAAGCAGAAAUUCAACAUGGAUUGUUAUUCGUACAUAAAACUUGUGAAUUAUAUCAAGACACAUAAACCAAGUCCAGAGACAGUGAUUUCAGCAAAAAAGGUACUUUGGGACGACGAAAAGUAUUUAAAACCCAUAGAAGACGAUGAUUGGUUUAUGUAUGACUUCGAUUCACUCACUGAUAAGCCUAGUUCACCUAAGACGUACCACGCAAAUGUUGAAAAUGGCCUUGUGACCUUGUCGCAGGCUCACUUUAUUGAACUACAAAGAACAAUACAGACUUUGUCUGAGCAAUUGAAGGAGAGUCAGACACAUUUGCAAAUGGCUAGGGAGGAUAUCAGCAAAAUGCAAAGUUCAAUGAAAACUCUUGUGGAAGGCAGUCCAAGUAAUAAUGAUGAUCACGAUAAUUUAAUACCAAAAUGUGUGUCGAAUUUACCUUUAGAAGACGAUGAAGGGUAUUUUAAUACUUACGCACACUUCGGGAUACACUAUGACAUGUUAUCAGACAAAGUUCGUACAGAAAGUUACCGCAAUGCUAUACUUAAUAACACUGAAACAUUUCAAGAUAAAAUAAUCCUUGACCUUGGUUGCGGAACGACUAUUUUAUCUAUGUUCUCUGCAACCGCUGGUGCUAAGAAAGUUUAUGCAUUGGACCAAUCAGACAUUAUCUACCACGCUAUGGACAUUAUAAGAGAGAACAGCCUUCAUAAUGUAAUAAAACCAAUAAAAGGCAGAUUAGAAAACACAACAUUGGAAGAAAAGGUGGAUAUAAUAGUUUCAGAAUGGAUGGGCUACUUUCUGCUCUUUGAAGGAAUGUUAGACAGUGUCAUUUAUGCAAGGGACAAUUACUUGAAACCUGGAGGUUUAUUAUUACCAAACAAAUGCAAUAUUAGUCUCGUGGCUAAUGGAGAUGUUGACACCCAUAAGAAAUUGAUAGAGUUUUGGUCCGAUGUGUACGGGUUUAAAAUGAACUGCAUGAAAUCUGAAGUGGUGAGGGAAGCAAGUAUUGACAUAGUUAGCUCUAAACAUAUAUUAUCGGAACCAUAUGUGGUAAAGGAGAUAGAUAUAAAUACCUGUACAACUGAUGUGAUGGAUUUCUGUUCAUCAUUUCAGCUUCCUAUUACUAAAGAUGGUUGUUUAACCUCUUUAUGUGGUUAUUUUGAUACAUUUUUUGAUCUGCCUAAUAAUGUUUCUUUUUCUACUGGACCUCAAGCCACUCCUACACAUUGGAAACAAACUGUAUUUUUCUUUAGAGAUUGCAAAGAAGUAAAACAGGGUGACAUUAUAGAGGGAACAAUCACUUGUUCCCGACAGAAAUCUGAUGUCCGAGCAUUGGCAGUAGAAAUCAAAGUGUUUGGAAAAUGUCAUAAGUAUAUUUUAAGCUAGUUUACACUUUUUUUAUGUUUUCAAACAAUAGUGUUAAGUAAAAUGUAGGGCUAUUUUAUAGGUUGCUUCGUAAACCAUGAUUAUCAUG
Hyposmocoma kahamanoa is the source of this 1661-nucleotide messenger RNA. RefSeq names its product protein arginine N-methyltransferase 3-like (gene Art3). Gene Ontology annotation, biological process: peptidyl-arginine methylation. Gene Ontology annotation, molecular function: protein-arginine N-methyltransferase activity. The record is from RefSeq and is a predicted model, not a curated record. NCBI's taxonomy places the organism in Eukaryota, Metazoa, Arthropoda, Insecta, Lepidoptera, Cosmopterigidae. Gene Ontology annotation, cellular component: nucleus. Bases 14 to 1573 code for a protein of 519 amino acids. The transcript has a single exon.